AUGGAGAACAUUUUCUCAUCUCUGAAUGGCCUCACGGAGACAUGGCUGACCUUUGGCUCAGCUUCCUACCACAUAGACCUUAACUCCACUCUUCUGAGUGGACUGGGGCUCCUGCUUCUGUACAUCAGCUCCCUGAUAGUGAGACUGCUUGCCCGGUCUCUGCAGAGAAAGAAAUACACCCCGGAGCCACAGGAGGAAGGGAAGGAGAGAAGGCAAGACCUUACAGAUGGGGGAACUUGCCAGGGAGAAGCAGAGCAGAGAAGAAAGCUACAGACAAUCCAGCGAAGCCCUCCGAGGGAGCCCUCCGAUGCCAGCUGCGAUGAACUGCUGCCACAUGGAGGUCCCCUCUUCCCUGUAUGUGACAGAUCUGGUGAUGUUGGUCACCAGCUCUCCCAGGCCAUCCUCAAAGAUGGCGCUGCCUCUCACUUCUACGUGACUUCCACAGCUCCUGUGACAGAGGCCUCGUUUAUUCUGUCCUCUCUGCUCACAGGAAGGCAGCCAGGACAUCCAGCUCCAGCCGGUCCUCAGGAGCCUUUGCCGCUGGCUCAGUCUAUCCUCUCACCUAACUGCUUUGCCUCCUUAGAUGGCUUCCACUCAACCGCACUGCUGCAUGACUCUCUGACACCAGAGUCCGCACUUCCCUUGAACCCUAAGCCUCUACCGGACCCCACCCCACCCUACCCGUUCCCUUCUUUUCCUCUUCCGAAGAAAGAAGUGCAGAAGUCGGAAGCGGUCUUCCGGCCGGAAACCACUAGAUCUCUGGUGGACGGACCCGAUGAGGUGUCUGUGAAUGUCCCACCAGUCAAAGGCACUGGCUAUGUAAGACAGGCAAUGCCAGCUGCCUCCCCACGGCAGCCUGCUGCUGACAACCAGUUAUCUUCAGGCUUGGAUAACCAGCGUCCCCCACCUACCCAUGUUUCUCAAGCCUCUUUGCAGAAAGAAACAAGGGCCUACCAUCUAGAGCCCGGACAGCUCUUUUCCCCCAACUCUGAUGCCCUGAAACUGCUCAAAAGGCUAGACCAGAAGGGGCGUGAUUUCCUGAUGGCAAAGGAAGAGGAGAACAGAGAUGGUUUUACAAAGUCACCCAGUUCUUCGGAGAAGCUGCCGCUGGGAAAGUCAUUGGUUGAGCCACAAGAUUCGGCGGCUUCUCACACAGCAAGAAGCAGGGUCACGCACCAGCAGCUCUCUCCGUCCAGGACUUCUGAAGACCACGAGGAGCUCAAACCUGCCCAGCUCUUCUGGGGCCCCCCUUCUCUGCACAGUGAGGCCCUGCGCCCUCCUACUGCCUUGUAUGACCGCUCCUCAACAUCCGUCUGCUUCAACAGCAUCGCCGAAGCCUCCAUUGCCGACUACUCCCAUGCGAUUCUGCUUCCCACGCCCCUCUCUGUGUAUGGAUCACAGACCUGGCUACAGCCCGAGCCCCAGUCUCAUCCUCCAUGUGACCCUCUUGCUGAGUCGCAGCCUCAGCCUCACCUCCAAUACCCCGUCUCAGUCUUGACGCUUGCUCCCUCUCAAUCCGAGCUGAGAUACUGUGGGGUGCAUUUUCACAGACCCCAGGGAGACGAGCAGCCUCUCGGACCUUCUGCCACGCAGUGCCUGGAAUACAACAUCUUGAAAAAAGAGCAAGAGAGGGUGUGGGGUUUACCCUUGGUGAUCAAAAAAUCCCAGGAUGCCUUUUGCCCCUCCCCUCCCAAGUUCUUGUCCGCAAGUCGCUCCUCCAAGGCCUGUACUCCUCGGCCCAUCCUUCCUGGAGACUUCCCCCUCACCGGGGAGCUCCAGAAGAAACUGGAACACCAUCUCCGAAAGAGACUCAUUCAACGCCGCUGGGGCCUGCCCCACAGGAUCGAUGAGUCCCUGUCACUCAUGAGUCCUCAGCCAGAACGGACUGACAUCUCUGAGUCUAGGAGGACCCGUAGACUCUCGAAGACUACUUUCUCUAAGAGCCACGGCAAGAAAGACUCGAAGGCCAUUGGACCUGGAAGAGCAGGAGGCUUUCUCUCUCGGAUGCCUGAAGGUCAUUCUCUGCAGCAGGAGAUUUUGGUCAAAGAACAGACAUACCGUCAAGAUACUGGCCAAAACGACCGUCCCCAGGGCAACCUUCAGGGGGCGCCACAGAAGACGCAGCCGGAGAGUCAGGAAAGCAGGCAGCCCGGCAAACCUUCAAGCCCUUCACAGGUGCGUCAGAAAGGAAUUGAAAACAUCCUGCAAGAACACCUGAUCAAGAAAAUGAGGGAAAUCAGUGGGGGUGAGAUCCCUAGCGCCGUGGACAGGUCGAGGCAUUCUAUUAUGACUGUGGCACUGCCUGCACCUGAGACCUCCUCCAGACACGUGGCACCUUUGGCAGGUGAGGAAGACGGACCGACAGAGCACCCCCCCGGCUUGACGCUCAGUCCUAGCAAAGAGAAGAUGCUGGAAGAACACAUCACAACCUUCGGCAGGAGGAUGGCGUUCGGCCUUCCUCAAAGAGUUGAGGAAUCCCUAGAGACCUACUUGACAAAAGCAGCGCCAUCUCGACCUUCCCAUCAGCUCCACUCUCGAGCCCACAGCGUUUAUGCAGUGGAUUCUGACAAGCCCUCCAGGUUCCUCAGAAGAAACACUAAUGGAGAUAGAAAGGGGACAGUGGAUUUAGUCCCCAUCCAACACAGGCCUCUCCCUGCUGCCUCGCUUGCGGGCCACACACAGCCAGCCUCUGAGAACAAGAAGGUGUGUGUAGACAAAGACCUUAGCAUGGCCCCAAGUGGCCGAGAGCCCAUCAAGCACUGGACACCCAGUAUGGCACACAAAGGCAUCCGGCAACAUUCUAGAUCAGACAGCGGACCUGACCCAGAGCCACCCAUGAGCCCAGAGGGGCCAACAGAGGAGAGAUUGGCUUCCAGCAACAACACACAGGGCUCUCAGGGAGAGAGGAAGAACUGGAAAAACUGCUCCAUGGCUGAGGGGUCCACAGAGCUACACAAGGGAGAGCAACUCCCUGGUCUUGACCCACAGUCCACUAAGAACUUGAAAGGCACCCAGGGCCUGUGCUCCCCAGGGAGCCAUGUGACUGGAUGUCGGUCCCUGCAGGGAAUGUCCGUUCCCCAGGACUCUGAGAUGCCUUACUCUAAAAGUCAGGUGUUCACAGAAGUCGUGCCAAACUCAGAGGGCGAAACACACAUCCAGGUGCCAGGCCUGCCCGCCACAGCCUUUGCCUCAAAAGAAAUGACUUCCAAACCCCGGGGCCCCUCCAGUGGGGAUAUGGCAGUUUCUCAGGUGCUGCAUGUGCACUUCCCCUCUGUGGGCAUCAACAUAGAGCCACGGCAGGGUCCCUGGGUCCCUGCAUAUGUCUCAGGCCAGAGCAAGAACAAGGACUGUCCCCCAGCUGCCAGAGGAGUGUCCCCACUGGUAACUGAGGCAGGAAAGCUUGGUGGAGGGGAUGCAGGCUUGGGGACAUCCCGGACCAGAGGCAAGAGACACUGUGCUCAGGCCAGGGCAGCAGAGGAAACCCAAGGACACACAUCCUCCCCAGCACUGACACCUAAGAGUCAGCCUCUGGAAAAUCAGUUCCCCAACCAGGUGAAGGGCUUCUGGCAGAGGCUGUCCCCUGGGAGGAAACACAAAGGGCAGGAAAAGAUCCUGGCCAGGGGCUGCUCCUCAUUAAUGCCAAUGAAGGGCGCAAGCCUCAUCAAAGGGAGAUGUGAGUUCUGUGGGAACACAGCAGCUCAGAAAUGUGUGAGAGAGCCUGGGAUGGUCCUCAGGAAACAGCUAGGGUUCAGGCAUUGGACAGUCAUUCCCUGUCCCCAGGCACCUGUGUCUCCCCUCAUGGGGUCUGUAGAAGCUCAGCAGGAGUUGCAACUGCAGGCUCAGGCAGAGCCUGCCCAGAGGCUGCCCCACUUCUGCUGCAGAGCUUCCUGCUCUCAAGUGCAGAGGGCUGAGUCCUGCAGCCCAGGACAAGGGCAGACAGCCCUUGAGAGGUGCGGCACUACUGGAAAAGCUAAGAUGGUGGAGCCCUCCCCCAUGCAUGCUUCUCCACCAAAGUCCUAUCUGUAG
Molecule: messenger RNA, 4026 nt
Organism: Rattus rattus (black rat)
Lineage: Eukaryota; Metazoa; Chordata; Mammalia; Rodentia; Muridae
Product: spermatogenesis-associated protein 31D4-like
Exons: 4
Coding region: 1-4026 (1341 amino acids)
Source: RefSeq, a predicted model, not a curated record